AUGUAUUCUAAAGAACAAAUUACUAAAAUUCGAUAACUGAUCAACAAUUAUUUUGAUAAAGGUGAAGUAUUUGAUAAGUUAAAGAAAAAAAUUGAAAGUGAAAAAAUUCAAAUUGAUGAUUUGGAUAAUGAAAAAUUGACUAAAUUACUUAGAGAAACUAAUCUUAUUGAUAAUCUCAUCUUGGAUAUCAAACAUUUAGAUGAAAUUGAUGAAUUUAAUAAAUAAAAUAAACAGGUAUGAUCAAAUCAGAAUAUUAAGCUCACAUAUGUAGACCCAGAUCGUAUUAAUUAUAGGUCAGUUAGUUUGAGAAUUUUUAAAGGAAGAGCUUUCUUGGAUUUUAUUGAAUCUGAAAAUUCUAAAUUGCAAUUAUAUUUAAGUUUUUGUGGUUAAAGAUAUGUAUCUGCUAUUGUGGAUGCCUCAGUAGAACCUGAGUUUAAUGAACUCUUUUUGUUUGAUUUAAGAACUGAUACUCAAAAAGCAAAUGUAGAUUUGUUAACUUUAAGCAAAUUAGAUCACCCAAUUGAAUUAUGUGUAAUUCAAAUUUAAAAUGGGUAAAGAAAAAUGUUUUCAUAAAAAUUAAUUGAAUGGAGAUUUUUAUUAUGCUAUGGAAACAUUUCAUUAAAUAUAGAACUUCCAACUACUUAUAAUACAAAAAUGUAAAAUGAAAGAAAAAAUCAUGUGGGUAUACUCUAAAUUCAUUUGGAAUUAUUGCCAAAAACUGGAUUGGCUUUACUUCCUGAAAACAUAGUAGUUUCAUAACUCUCAAAAGAGAAAGCAGUUAUUAAUUAAAUAUCAGAUAGAUUUCAUACUUAUGGUAAUGCUUGGUGGAAUGAUUUUAAAGAACUUAAAUUAUCUGUAAGACCAAUAAAAUUAUAUUCUGAAUCUUAAGAUGCAAUUUGGAGACCUUCUUGCACUUUUAUAAGAGAAUUGUAAAGUGUAAGAGGAAUAAUGAGUCCAAAUCAUGCAGCUAGAUUUGUAAGUCUUAUACCGAUGAAAACAUCAGAUAGAGGUCCUUCAGGAGAUAGAUUGGAGGUUUGGCAUAGAUUUCCAACAUUUUUGGCAUUAAAAGGUGGAGAUUUUGAGGAUCAUUGUUUAUUGUUAUGUUCACUUUUUUUAGGAUUUAAUUUAGAUGCAUUUGUAGUUUUUGGAUCAACAGCUGAUAGACCUCAUGGUUGGGUUAUGACAAGAUUAUAAAAACCUAAAAAACCAAAUUAAAAAUAGGCUGAAUAUGCAUAUAAUUUUUGGGAACCUUUGACUGGUCAUAAAUUUGAAUUAAAUGAUCCUAAGGUAAUUAAAAAUGAAAAAUAUAAUAUAGGUUCCUUAAUUAUAUAAAAGAAUUGGUUGUAUUUUUAAUAAUAAAUGUUUUUUUGCAAAUAUUCAAGAGAAUGAUUCUGUAUUAAAGACUGAUCUAAAUAUUGAAGAUUAUACAAAAUGGAAAGCAGUUGAUCCUAAUGAAAUAUCUUUAUUAAAACCAUNCAGAAUAUUAAGCUCACAUAUGUAGACCCAGAUCGUAUUAAUUAUAGGUCAGUUAGUUUGAGAAUUUUUAAAGGAAGAGCUUUCUUGGAUUUUAUUGAAUCUGAAAAUUCUAAAUUGCAAUUAUAUUUAAGUUUUUGUGGUUAAAGAUAUGUAUCUGCUAUUGUGGAUGCCUCAGUAGAACCUGAGUUUAAUGAACUCUUUUUGUUUGAUUUAAGAACUGAUACUCAAAAAGCAAAUGUAGAUUUGUUAACUUUAAGCAAAUUAGAUCACCCAAUUGAAUUAUGUGUAAUUCAAAUUUAAAAUGGGUAAAGAAAAAUGUUUUCAUAAAAAUUAAUUGAAUGGAGAUUUUUAUUAUGCUAUGGAAACAUUUCAUUAAAUAUAGAACUUCCAACUACUUAUAAUACAAAAAUGUAAAAUGAAAGAAAAAAUCAUGUGGGUAUACUCUAAAUUCAUUUGGAAUUAUUGCCAAAAACUGGAUUGGCUUUACUUCCUGAAAACAUAGUAGUUUCAUAACUCUCAAAAGAGAAAGCAGUUAUUAAUUAAAUAUCAGAUAGAUUUCAUACUUAUGGUAAUGCUUGGUGGAAUGAUUUUAAAGAACUUAAAUUAUCUGUAAGACCAAUAAAAUUAUAUUCUGAAUCUUAAGAUGCAAUUUGGAGACCUUCUUGCACUUUUAUAAGAGAAUUGUAAAGUGUAAGAGGAAUAAUGAGUCCAAAUCAUGCAGCUAGAUUUGUAAGUCUUAUACCGAUGAAAACAUCAGAUAGAGGUCCUUCAGGAGAUAGAUUGGAGGUUUGGCAUAGAUUUCCAACAUUUUUGGCAUUAAAAGGUGGAGAUUUUGAGGAUCAUUGUUUAUUGUUAUGUUCACUUUUUUUAGGAUUUAAUUUAGAUGCAUUUGUAGUUUUUGGAUCAACAGCUGAUAGACCUCAUGGUUGGGUUAUGACAAGAUUAUAAAAACCUAAAAAACCAAAUUAAAAAUAGGCUGAAUAUGCAUAUAAUUUUUGGGAACCUUUGACUGGUCAUAAAUUUGAAUUAAAUGAUCCUAAGGUAAUUAAAAAUGAAAAAUAUAAUAUAGGUUCCUUAAUUAUAUAAAAGAAUUGGUUGUAUUUUUAAUAAUAAAUGUUUUUUUGCAAAUAUUCAAGAGAAUGAUUCUGUAUUAAAGACUGAUCUAAAUAUUGAAGAUUAUACAAAAUGGAAAGCAGUUGAUCCUAAUGAAAUAUCUUUAUUAAAACCAUAAAAUUUUUAGUUGACACUUUUAAGAUAAACAAUGCAUGCUGAUGAAAUAGAACCAAAAUUAGAAUUGUAAUUAAGGGAAGCCAUAGGAAGUUAUCGAAAAAGUAUAUAUUUUUUAAAAUUAUAAGUCAUAAACUUGGCUACAAGAUAUGAUGAAAAACUUGGUAGUAUUAUGUAAAUAGCAUUAGUUAAUUAUGAAACUGAAAAAAUUACUGGUAUGUAAACUUUAUAUAUAUAAUUAGGAUUGUAAUUUGCACAAUUUGAAUUUUAAUCUGCAAUUAGAAGUUAUAUACCAGAAGGACAUACAUUUAUGAGUUUUCCUAUUUGUUUUAAUCACAUGAAUAUAUAAAAGAUGUUAGAGGAUAUAAAAACAUCUCCUGUUGGCGGAGAAGUACUUACUGCAAGAGGAGAUUAAACAUAUCAUGCUGUACGUGUGAAAAUGGAAAUCUAUCCAGAAGACAUUUAUGCUGUCUGGGUUUCAGUCUCUGUAAGAUUUCAUAAAAUUGUAUGA
Paramecium sonneborni is the source of this 3214-nucleotide messenger RNA. The record is from the annotation of a GenBank genome assembly. Lineage: Eukaryota; Ciliophora; Oligohymenophorea; Peniculida; Parameciidae.